Messenger RNA from Nipponia nippon (crested ibis), 10854 nucleotides. Lineage: Eukaryota; Metazoa; Chordata; Aves; Pelecaniformes; Threskiornithidae. The record is from RefSeq and is a predicted model, not a curated record.
AUGAAGAAAGACUAUCGCAUCUCCCGCAACGUGCGCCUCGCCUGGGUCCUCAGCCGACUCCAUCAGGUCAUCUGGGCUGUGCCCGAGCCGGAGCUGGUGAAGUCAGAAAAUGAACUUGAUGUUCUCAGCAUCCUGCCUAACGGGUGGCAGCCAGACGAGCCUGUCCAGCCCAGGCCCUAUCUCCUCGUGCCCUCUACGCGGGUCACCUUCCUGGCCCGCCAGUACCGAUUUGUGAUUGAACUUGAUCUGAGCCCUUCCACGGGGAUUGUGGAUGACUCAACAGGGGAGAUAAUUUUUGAUGAAGUGUUUCAUGCCCUUUCCCGAUGCUUGGUGGGAUUGUUAAGACCCUUUCGUAUCCCUGGCUCAGACAUUAUCUACCAGCCAGAGAUCUUUGUCACCAUCCAGGCUUAUUCCUCCAUCAUUGGCCUGCAGUCCCAUCAGGUGCUAUUCCAGGGCUGUCAGCUGGAUGAGUCGAAGCGAGAGGCCUUUCUGCACCAAGUUUACACGCAGCUAUGUGCCUUUGAGAACAAAGUGGCAGAGAUGCUCCAGCAACAGUACGAACCCAAACCGCAGGUGGAUUUGUCGCCCCUGAGCCAAGAGAGCCCUGGUGACGUGCAGGAGUCAUCUGGGAGGAAGCCCAGCAUGUCUGUUGUCACUGCCGAUGUUGGCCUCGUCAGCAUGGUCCGGCAGGGGAUCCUAGCGCUGCAGCUGCUGCCCUCCAACUCCAGCGCAGGUAUAAUAAUAAUUACAGAUGGUGUGACUAGUGUCCCUGAUGUGGCUGUGUGCGAGACUUUACUCAACCAGCUCCGCAGUGGCACAGUGGCCUGCUCUUUUGUACAGGUGGGCGGUGUCUACUCAUACGAUUGCAGCUUUGGCCACGUUCCCAAUGUGGAACUGAUGAAAUUCAUCGCCAUGGCCACUUUUGGUGCUUACCUCUCCACGUGCCCUGAGCUGGAUCCCCUGAGCCUGGAUCUGAAUGUGUAUCACAAGGCAUUUCUGCUGUACUCUUUUCUGCGUACUGGGGAGUCCCUGAAUCCAGAGUACUACUGUGUGUCCCAGCACAGACUGUUCAAUGAGCACCUGGUGUCUGCAAGCAGCAACCCUGCUCUGGCGAUGAGGAGGAAGAAGCACACUGAGAAGGAGGUGCAUGCUGACCUCGUGAGCAUUGUCUCAGUCCGACUGCGCGAGGGCUACAGCAUCCGUGAGGUCAACAUCACGAAAGGUGGGUCUCAGCUAGAAGUGAAACUAGUGCUGCUUUGGAAGCAUAACAUGAGGAUAGAGUACUUAGCUGUGACACCCUGGCCCCUGGACCCAUCAAAGCGCAGCACAUGGGUGGAGGUGACGAUGGAAGGAAGCUAUGACAUCUUGCACGACAUCAGUUGCACCAUGAGGAAGCCUAUCACCAGUCUGUACCGUACUACGGUCAUCCGCCGCUUCUGGAACACCUUGCAGAGCAUCAACCAGACAGAUCAGAUGUUGGUUCAUCUGCAGUCUUUUGACACAGUCCCAGAACACUUCACCAUUCCUGAGAGCACCAAGAAUGGGGUGCCCCUCUUCUAUAUCCCCCCAGGCUCCACCACUCCGGUGCUAUCCCUGCAGCACAGUGGGUCUGACUCAAGCCAUUCCCAGUUUGCCUCCUACUGGAAGCCUAUCCUUUCCAUGGAUGCCAACUUCUGGCAGAGGUGGCUGCACAUGCAUCGUAUAGUCCUCCUUCUGGAGCAUGACACGCCUGUGCCCAAGCACCUGCACACACCAGGCAACAACGGGCGCUACAGCACCAUCCAGUGCCGCAUCUCUCACUCGGCACUCACCUCCUUGCUGCGGGAUUGGAGCAGCUUCGUGCUGGUGGAGGGCUACUCCUACGUCAAACUGAUACAUGGCUCUGAGGAUCCCACACCUUCCUCGUUUUAUGUGGUGCGGAUCAUCUCCAAAGCUCCCUGCAUGGUUCUCCGGCUGGGGUUCCCCAUUGGCACACCCGCACAGGCCAGGAACAAGAUAGUGGAGGAGUUACGGGACCGAAUCUUGCAGCUGCGCUUUCCCCACAGGGUUCAGAGCAAGGAGGCAACUCCAAAAGCAAAGAGGAAAAUGUUUGGCAGUAGUUCUCCCUCCAAGUCUCCACCUGUGGCUGGGGCCCAGUCAGCCCUCUCAGACAGACCCUGCCUCGUUGUGCUGCACAAACCAUUGGAGAAGCUACUCAUCAGGUAUGAGAAGCUGCCUUCGGACUAUCGAGCCCCCUUCAUUCUCAACCUGGAGCAUCCCCCGGUGUCUGGCCCUCUCACUAUGGUGGCCAAUCGUACUGCCUCUUCCACCCUGGCCUCGCUGUCCCGCUACUUCUAUCACCAGCGUUGGAUCUGGAGUGUCCAGUCAGGGCUGGCACCGGCUGUGCCCAUCACUGCUGUAGCCCAGCUCCUUUCCACACUCACAGAGGUUCGUCUGUCAGAGGGUUUCCACUUUGCAUCCAGUGGGGAUGGAAUUAUCAACAUGGUGCUGGAGCUGCCCAUACAGAUCGACGGCUCAAGUGAGAGCAGCAGCAGCAGGGAGAAGCACACCUGUGUCGUCCAAUACAUCCUCUUCCCACCCCACUCCACCUCUACCAAGGACAGCUUUUCCACCGAUGAUGACAAUGAUACGGAGGUAGAGGCCAUUGAGGUGGACACAGAACUGAACCUGGUCACUGAGUGCUGGGUAGAGCCACAGAGCGGCCAUGUCCACAGUACUGCUGAGAACUGGAAGCACCUCCAUGGCUUGCCCUACCAGAAAAUACCUAAAGCGCUCUAUCCCCGGGACCUUGCGUGUAUUGCCACCAUGCUGACCUUUGAGUACAUCAGCCAGUUGUGCCAGAACAAGGAGUGGGUCUGCCCUCCUUCAGACACCAAAGCUACUGAAGAUCCAGACAUGGGAGCUGGUUUUCGAGUUCAUGAGAUCCCAUUCCAGUUCAACCUCAUGAAACUGUUGCCCAGGUGCCAGCAGGUUGAAAUGUUCUUCCUAAUGCUGACAAAAGCAGAGAAUGAGGAGGUGACCAAGGACUCUUCGUCUGUGCCCAAUGAAAUGCUACUAAACCUCUUCCAUGGCUGCCUGCAGCAUGACCUCAGUGACCGGGAGAUCCCCAUGGCUGACGCUGAUCAUGUGGCUUUCAUGGAGCAGGUUCUGCAACGGGACCGUGAUGGCCAUCAACCUCCCUUCACACUCCCUGUGAUCAGAGAAGAAACCCUGAAAGCCUCUGGGACCCUGGAGCAGCAGGAUGCUUCUGCAUCCUAUCAUCUUGUUGGCAGCAAUGGCACCAGGGAUAUGACUGGCUCCACAAGUACUCUGCAGAGCCUUGGCAACACAGAGCUGCCUGAGGAUGACGUGACCCUGAGUGACACGACGGGGCCCUUUCCUCCACAAUGGCGAUGUUAUGCCAAGCUGGUCAACCCGCAGCACGUGUUCCUGACCUUCCUGCCAGCCACCUUCUCAGAUGUACAGAAGCUGAUGGCUUGCGGGUUGGACAAACCUCCAAAAGAUGAGAGUCGAUCUGGAGAGGAUACCCCAGGACCUGUCUGUGCAGAGCGAGUCAGGGCUGAGGCUGAAGAAGAGGAUGCUGCAGUGCCAUUGCCUACCCUCAGCAUAACACCAGCCCACGAGGUGAGCCGUGACCCUGGAGAACCGGGUGGCCCCUCGCGGAGAGACGUACAUAUCUCCUUCUGUCGCCAGAACUCGCAGUCUGAGCUAGGUGAAUGCCGCCGAUUUCGCUGCCCCAUUUACAUCUACAGCUGCUCUUUGGAGCUGUUGCGAGAGCAGCUUGUCAGCCCACGGGCACACCGUUCCCCUCGGGACAUCUUUUUCAGGUCCCAAUCUCUGGAACGUCCUCCUACUGCUGCUUGGCUAGACCACAAGCAUAAGGAGUUGGUGAGUUACUGCACGCUGCUGCAGGAGCAUUCCCACCAGUGCUAUGUGAAAGGGCUGUUCAAGAGCCUUCAGCAGUCACACAGCAUCAGCUCCCAGGACCUACUUACAGCCAUGGACUACUGUGAGGAGCUGCUCCAAGAGAUUGAUAUCACCAACUUCCUGCUGACGGUGUGCAGCCAUGUCCGCUCUUUCCGAGAGAGCCAUCAACAUUUCCGUACGCACUCCAAGACAGCCAACUUCCAAGUGGGCAGCAUAGAGCAAGAAGAAGAGCAGAGCUCUAGGGAACGAGGUGUCUUGGUCUCUGAAUCAAGUGCGGAAAUGGAGGACUACAGCGAGCAGGACUCCCAUAACAUUUCUAGCCCCACAGAGGAGCCAAAGAGUACGGGCACCAGCUGCUGUUCAGAGUUUCCCCUCUCGCUGUUGGAAAUUGGACAGCCCUGCCAGGCGCACCCUGACCUGCAUAAAAUUAUCCAGGAAAAAUUCCUGGAAAUUGGAAGUUUACAUUUCAAGCCGGUGCCAUCAAAUCCUCACUAUUUCUUCUAUUGCCCACCAUCAGCCAAGAAAGAGGAGGAGGCAUCUCGAGAUCAGGCAGACAGGAAAGGCAGUGAGGACAUGGAGGGAUCAGAGGCAGAAACGGCAGCUGAAGAAGGAACUGUAUCUGGGUGCUGCAUUGCCACAGAGAGCGACCCAGAGCUAGAGGUGGAGUACCGUGAGAAGCUGGAGCACGAGUUCCCAGAUACAGAUUCCCUCUCGGACUCCAACACAGUGAACCAGGAUGAUGACUCCUUCAGCGUGCUGGGAGGGGACUCACUCAAUGAACAGGAGUUCCUGGAGCAGGAGAUGCCCCCACUCUUUGUACACCUCACCUGCUCAGUGAAGCUGCGUAGCCAGCACAGCUCCAUGCCCGUGCAGUCCCUGCCGACUUGUCUAGGCGAAGUUCUGGGCUGCCUGGAAAGCUGCCAGGACUUGAACACCAUUGACUUGGGGGACCUCUGUGUGACCCUGGACAUCUUCGUGCUGACAUUGCCCCUGGAGAUAGAAGUAGUGAACGCAGACAUUCUCCACAACAGAUGCACCUCGGAGAGUAGCGUGUCCUUCACACGCUCUCCAGGGCAGCCAUCCUCUUUCCGUUCAGAUGAGGAUAUCAUGCACAACUUGGAACGGCUCCCGUCCACAGGAGAUGAGAGGCACCCUGCACUUUCCAACCUCCCUGGAGUGCACAGGCAGGCUAUUGAAGCUACUAUGAAUGAGAUUCGCUGGCUCCUCGAUGAUGAGAUUGUGUCUGCGCUGCGCCACUCGCAGGUCAUCAGCACCUCCAUCCUGCACCGAGUGGCCACCCACAUCUAUAACUCCAAGGGGCGUCCCAGCUGCCACAGUGAGGUGGUGCUGCUCCAGUUUGUCUUUGGACCUGAGCACUCUCUGGAGAAGUUCAAGGAGGAGUUCAGAAGAAUGUCUCUGCCAGGCUACAUACUCAAUGCAGAAGGCAGUGACUACCACUACAUCUCCAUCAGCCGCCUGCACUCCAGGCGGGCAGCUCCAAACCCUUCAGGGACACCCUGCUUGCAGCAGCCAGCUGGAGGGGGCACCAGGACAGCCCUGGGCCAGGUGGGCCAGGAGGGGAGCAGUGAAGCAGAGGCAGAGGGCUCCGAGCUACACCGUGCAAGCUGUGUCCUCCCAGAAGAAGCCCAGGGUCUUUGGGGGUGGCCAGAGAGUGAGACACGCAUUGUGCCAGACAUAGGAAACCCCAUACGUGGAGGCAGCCACAGACAGGAUGAGGUCCCAGGAGAAGCGCUGAGUCUUGAGCAGAGCAGAGCACCUGGCCAUGACUCCCUGGAGGAGGCAGCUCUAGAGACAACCAUACAGUCACUGCCAUCCUCAUCCUCUGAAAAGGGCAACAGUGAGAAAUCACCAUUGGUGACACCAUCUGCAGCAAGCCUGGCUGACUCUGUAACACAGGGCAGGGAAGGCUCCAGCAAGCAGCGUCCCAGCCGCGUGCAGAGCCUCGUGUCGAGCCAGGGCAGCAUGGACUCUGACCACCUGGGUUACGAUGGGGGAAGCAGUGACUCGGAGUAUGAGGAGGCGCUAAUGAGUGACCAGGAACCCAGGUGUCCCCUCAUGCCGGAUUUCUGGCUCAUCAUAAAAAUCCAGCAGGACCGAGUGGAGGUCUAUUACCACACACGCCUGAGCGUGGAGAAAGCAGAAUCAGCAGAGACAGAAGAGGAGCAGCCAGGGGAGUGCCAGAGUCUCAACCAGGUGGUAGUGAAGAAGAUCAGUGAAAUCUGCAGAGUUGUCAAUCAGCGCUUGCUGCUGCAGGACCUGCAUGACAGCCACAUAUGCAACUCAUUACUGGUGGCAGAAAGCGAGGAGGACAUCUGGAAGAGUGAAACACCCUAUACUUCGUACAGGCAGCGUGUCAUGCCCACAGAUGAUUACUCUGUGGAGGAGAGCUACCAGCCCCGGGACUACCUGGCUGCCACCAUGCAGUUCAUGCCAGGGCACUUUGCUUGUGAUGUUGUGUGGAGCACACUCAUCCAUGUGCAUUCGCGCCUCAAGAUGGGCCCCAACAUGGGAGUCUCACGAGCUAUCCAGGCGCUUCGCUCGGUGCUCAACGCCUUCUCUGUGGUGAACAGGAAGAAUAUGUUUGUCUACCAGGAACGUGCCACUAAAUCUGUUUUCUACCUCCGGUUGACUGAAACCACCUACAGUGGGAAGGUGUGGGAAGCAGAGAGCAUCCUUAGUCCAGCAUCUCGCUCACUGGCACUGACACGCAGCCAGGAGCCCAUUUACACUGAGGAUCUAAUGGGUUCUCGUUCCUCUCUGGACACAGCCUCAUGCCGUAGUGUGGACUCUACCCGUCCUGUGGGACAGGUAGACAGGCACAUCCAGCUGAUGGUCCAUGGUGUUGCCCCAGCAGGGCCUGAGAUUACAGAUGAGCUGGUGAAAGUGCUGCGCAGACGCCUGGAUGAGGCCACCCUGGAUAUCAUCACUGUGAUGCUGGUGCGGAACUGCAAGCUGACCCCAGCAGAUGUGGAGUUUAUCCAGCCCCCUGGGACGCCACCCACAGAGGUCCUGCAGUUCGCACUGCCACCCUCCGCCCUGCCUUGGCUGCAUGCGGUGGCCUACUAUCUGCGCCAGAACCUGCUCAUCUUCCUGCACACCCCAAAGUACACGGACAGCAACGUGGAGCACCACUUCAAGCACUACUUCAACCACAGUGGGAGCGUCCCUGACCAAGAUCUCUAUCUGUACAACAAGCCAGGUGGCCAAGGCACUGGUGGCAAAGGAAUUGCAUGCAUUGCACUGACUUUCGUGGAUGAGCAUGGCAGCCCAACCUUGCUGCCCCACGGGGAGAGGCCUGACCCUCUGAAGCUGCCUUCCUCCUCGCCCAUUGUUGGCCUGCUGCAGGACGCCGACUUCGAAAGCCUCACUGCAGUCAGCAGGCACCAGCCAGAGGCUGGCACCCUGCAUUCAGAGCCCCGCGUGCUGGUGCACCUGGAUAUCUGGGAGAAAGGCAACAUCAGCCUGCUGCAGCUGUCGGAGAAGCUGCGCGGGGCCCUGCGCCAUGCUCUCUGCGAUGCCGUCAUGGAGUUCCUUGUGCUGCCGGCCCCGCUCUGUGUGGAAGCUGCCUGCCCCCUGGGUGCUGCGGACCUGGAGGAGCUGAGCUCUGCGGGAGGCCUAAGGAGGACCAUGUCAGAGACCAAGGGCUUGGCCCUGGCCACUGGUGGGGCUGGCAGGAGCUGUCCUCCACCCUUGCACUUCACCUCUGCCCCUUCAUCCAGCUCUGGGGAGCCAGUGACACCCACGAGCAAGCUGGGACGCCGCAGCUUCUGGGACAUGCUGAGCAAGGCAGAGUCCUCGGAGCUGGGCAGCCCCAAGACUACUGAUGACAUUGUGCUGGAGAGACCAGAAGAGGCUCGCACAAGGCGACGGCACAAGACUGAGAGUGUCAAGCAGCAUCUGAGCCAGGAUCGGGCCACAGCCACAGCUGAGCUGGAACAGGCACAGAGGCGCCGAGCCUGCCAGUUGGAAGAAGGGGAUGUAGGUACCAUGCACCCACUCUUCAAUCAAACCUGCCAGCAGUGGAUGGCAUUCAUGAACCACCUGGGGUGCCCAUCGGUGCAGCAGUGCUCAGUGGAGAUUGUGUCCCGUUUCCUCCUGUCCUCCAUCCUGGUGGAAGUGGUGGCCCUGGUCACUACCCUGGCGAGUGACACCACUGUCAAGGUGUUUGAGCAGAUCUGCUGCCAUCAGGGCACUGCUUUCCUGCCCUAUAAGCCUGGCCAGAGCACCAGCCCUCGCCCUGCAGCCGUCAGACACUUCAUCUUGCUGGGACGCAACUUCCAGCAGUGGCGUUGCAGCACAGAACAGGCUCACAAAGGGCUCCAGCGCUUUGAGGCUAUGGAAUUCAGCUCGGCAGAGAGAGGCUCUGACCCAAGCCUUGUCGGACGAGACCUGGCACCUCGGCAAAGGUUCCUCUUCAUGGAGAUCAUCGACAAAAAGCUGACGCUUUACACCUACAACUGGUCCCCAGACCUGGGAUCCAACCUGAACUGCUCGCUUACUCGCCUGCUGCAGUGGCAGAAUGCCCGGUCCCACAUCGUGCACUGCCUGCUCAGCCAGAAGCUGGGACUCUUCCACCACCACUGCUUCAUGGACACACCGUGGCAUGAGGACAGCAAGCAGGAGCCAAAUCCUUUCCUGAACUCCACUUUGGAGGUGGACGCGCUGAUCCGGAGCUCCAGCCCCCCACCUAGCAAGGAACAAGGCCGGCUGAGCAGCUCUGCCCGCAGCCUACCGUCUCUGCACUUCCAUCCUGAUGUGGUGCCCUUUGAUGAAGCUCUGCGGGAUGUUACCACCAUCAAGCGCAUACCCCAUGGGCCUGAGUUGGGACCUUUUGACCCCGUGUCUCGGCAUGGGGCCCAGUUCCUGGAAAUCAAGAGCAUGGAGAGGAAAGAACUGGAGAAGCAGAUGAAGAUUGAGAAUCUCUUUGUUACCUGGCAGCAGAGAUCAGCGCAGUCCAACAUGCCUAUCAGUCUGGCAGACCUGGAGACCCUGAAGCAGUCCUCACGCCUAGUUCAUUACUGUGCUACCCCAUUGCUGUUUGACCCAGCCUUCCGGCAGCAGAUCCAGACUGACCAGCAGGGCAAGGCAGAGGGAAAGAAGCGCCACCGCUCAAAUGACUCUACAGCUUCAGGGAGGGACCGCAGCCAUAGCUGUGACUCGGCAGAAGCACUGCCCUGCAAGGUGAAGGAGGAGCCCUGGCUGCAGGAGAUGUGCAAUGCCUUCUUGCAGCAAUACAUCCAAUACCUGCAGAGCAUGGGCUUCAUUCUGGUCCAGGUGCGGCCACCCUCACCCACCACUCGCAGUAGCACAAGCCGGAUCCGAGCUCUGGCAGCAAUGGGUGUGGAGGGCAGAGGGUCCUUUUCCUACACGAAGCCAAAAGCAGAGGGGAGUCCAAAGAGCACAAGCCCUGCUGUUGCCACCUAUCAUCUACAGAGAGCUCUUCCUGGUGGGAUUGUGCUGAUGGAGCUGGCCUUCCAGGGCUAUUACUUCUGUGUGAAGCAGUAUGCGCUGGAGUGCUCACGGAUCCCCAUGGGCCAGUCUGUGAACUCCCAGCUCUCUAUGCUCUUCACGGAGGAGUGUGACAAGGUGCGGGACCUCAUGCACGUGCAUUCAUUCAGCUACGACUUCCACUUGCGUAUAGUCCACCAGUAUCUGCUGGGUUCCCACAUGACUCUCCGCCAGGGCUACCAUCUCACCAGCUUCCUGGAGGAUUUCAUUGCCCACCACCCCGACAUCCCCAAAUUUGGCCGCAACCACGUUUUCCAAGGCAUGCUGGCCCUGCCCACCAACAUGAUCACUGCGCACCAGCUGUACAACUACAUCGCCGACCACGCCAACACCUACCACAUGAAACCCCUCCGCAUGGCCCGGCCGGCCACGGGCAGUGACAACAAGAAGGGGACACCGGGCACAGAGCAGAAUGAAUAUGCGCUGGUCUCUAUUUGGAACAGCUCGGGCUCUUACAAGGACUCUGAAGGUCUGCGUCAUCAUGAUGACUUCGAUGUGUCCCUCCUGGUGUGUCACAGUGCAGCACCGUUUGAGGAGCAGAGUGAGGCAGAGAGACGCAUGCUCCGCUUGCGUUUCUACGUCAUCAUGACUAGCCAGCGGGAGCUCUUCCCCCGGCUCACAGCCGAUAUGCGACGCUUCAAGAAGCUGCCGCGCUUGCAGCGGGAAGUGCUGGAGCCUGUGGUGGGCCGGGCGGCGUGGGAGGCAGCGGAGCCGGAGACGAGCCUGGGGCAGCAGCAGACGGUAGAGCGGGAGCUGUGGCAGGACGUGGAGGACAGCAGCGAGUUCUACGCGGGGGGCACGCAAGUCAAACUGGGGCCUGGGCUCUUCUACACCUCACCACUCUUCCCCUUGCUGGCCUCCGAGGUGGCCUCAGCCCAGAAGCAGCUCAGCAGCAUGGUGCAGCUGGCCAAGUGCCACUGCCGCAGGGACAACCUCUGGAAGCGCCUCUUCCUCCUGGAGCCUCUGGCUUCUGACAAGCUGAAGCUGGGCAAGCUCUCACUGGUGGAGCUGGAGGAGCUGCUGGACGCCGUGCAUGGGAAAUCCAUUGCUGAUGUCGACCCCCAGCUGGGAUGCUUCCUCACCAUGACAGUCUCCUGGUACCAGAGCCUCAUCAAAGUGCUGUUGAGCCGCUUCCCCCAGAGCUGUCGGCACUUCCACAAUGCUGAAACCGGCACCCAGUAUCUGGUUGUGCUCAAUCAGAAGUUCACGGAUUGCUUCGUUCUUGUGUUUCUUGAUUCCCAUUCAGGAAAGACGAGCCUCACUGUGGUUUUCCGGGAGCCGUUCCCAGUGCAGCCCCAGAACAGCGAGAGCCCUCUGCCACAGCUUGUGUCCACGUACCACCACCUGGAGUCAGUUAUCAACACUGCUUGCUUCAACCUCUGGACAGGCCUGCUCUAG